This is a messenger RNA of Stereum hirsutum FP-91666 SS1, 2543 nucleotides long. Its product is annotated as Pkinase-domain-containing protein. Bases 6 to 1646 code for a protein of 546 amino acids. Gene Ontology annotation, biological process: protein phosphorylation. The record is from RefSeq and is a predicted model, not a curated record. Gene Ontology annotation, molecular function: ATP binding; protein serine/threonine kinase activity. The transcript has 9 exons. Lineage: Eukaryota; Fungi; Basidiomycota; Agaricomycetes; Russulales; Stereaceae.
CGACGAUGUCCUGGAAACUCGGCUCAAAGAAAAACAAGGACUCGAAGGAACUCGGGGUCUCGUCCCGCUCGGUGACCCCCAUUCCUUCUCGUUCGACGACGCCCAUGCCGCCUCCGAAUGUUGCGAAUCAACCGAACUUCCGUUCUGGCGUUCUUACGAUUCGUAUACUAUCUGGCCGCGGCCUCUCCCUCUCCCCCGGCGUCCAAAUCCCCGAGAUCAUCCAACGCGCGCUCGAGAACGGCCCGCCCCGGACAUCGACGAGUAAUCGCGAGAGCAUGCAACGUCGGCGCUAUUGGUGGCUUCCCUACGUCGUCCUCGAGUUUGACAAGAACGAGAUUCUGAUCGAUGCGCUCGGGGGCGAUCUCGCGAAUCCGGUGUGGAAUUAUAGGGCGAAUUUCGAUGUCUCACGAACGUCGACCAUCUCCAUCUCUGCCUAUCUCCGAACAGCGCAAUGCGUGCAAGGCCAGGACGAUAUGGGAAAUGACCUGCUUAUGGCUCGUGUGGAUCUGACGCCGGCGCUGGACGCACAUCACGUCUCAGACCAAUGGUACACCGGCACCGCCGGCUCCGGCUCCUUCCACCUCACCAUCGCCUUCAAGCCCUCUCGAAACGAGCCCCUAACGAUCGAAGCCUUCGACCUGCUCAAAGUGAUCGGCAAGGGCUCGUUCGGGAAGGUGAUGCAGGUGCGGAAGAAGGACACGCAGCGGGUGUACGCGCUCAAGACGAUCCGCAAGGCGAAUAUAGCCUCGAGACCGGGGGAGAUCACGCAUAUAUUGGCGGAGAGGACGGUGUUGGCGUUGGUGAAUAAUCCGUUUAUUGUGCCGUUGAAGUUUUCGUUCCAGAAUCCGGAUAAGCUUUAUUUGGUGAUGUCGUUUGUGAACGGAGGAGAGCUGUUCUACCAUCUGCAGAAGGAGGGAAAGUUCGACGAGUACCGGAGUCGGUUCUACGCGGCGGAGCUGCUCUCGGCGUUGGAGCACCUGCAUAUGUUCAACGUCGUCUACCGGGAUCUGAAGCCGGAGAACAUCCUGCUCGAUUAUACGGGCCAUAUCGCGCUCUGCGAUUUCGGGCUGUGUAAGCUCAAUAUGUCGGAGACAGAGAAGACGAACACAUUCUGCGGCACCCCGGAAUACAUCGCCCCCGAGCUGCUCGAAUCGCAAGGGUACACAAAGACCGUCGACUGGUGGACGCUCGGCGUGCUCCUGUACGAGAUGAUGGUCGGCAUCCCGCCGUUCUACGAUGAGAACGUGAACGUGAUGUAUCAGCGGAUAUUGCAGGACCCGUUGACGUUCCCGGAGGAUAUGGGAAGCGAGGCGAGGAGCGUGAUCGCGCAGCUGUUGCAGAGGGAUCCGGCGAAGAGGUUGGGUGCGAAUGGGGGGGAGGAGAUUAAGAGGCAUGCGUUCUUUGCGAGGCAUGUGGAUUGGCAGAAGUUGUUGCAGAAGAAAAUCCAACCGCCAUUCAAGCCUAGUGUGGAAUCCGUGCUCGACGUCGCCAAUUUCGACCAAGAGUUCACGAGCGAGGCUGCACAGGACUCCGUCGUCCAGGACUCGCAGCUCUCGAAGACGGUGCAGGAUCAGUUCCAGGGGUUCACGUAUAAUCCUGCGGACGAGCAUUUGAGCGAGAGUAUCAGUUAUGCGAAUGGGCUGUAAAGUAGAUUCUUCCUCCACUUCCUUCUAUCGUUCCACCGCUCCGCCCGUCCGUCCUUCCCCGCCGAUGCAUCCUUCAAUGCAUCCUUCCGUCAAUCCGUCCGUCCUACCUGACCUGCCGAUGCAUCCGUUCGUCCUUCCUGACCUGCCGUCCCCUCGCCCGUCGUCUUUUUUUACAACCCAAUGUAUACGUACAUACAUACACACUCACAGAUACAGAUCCUACAUACAUACCCCACAUUCGAUCUUCGACCCCUUCGACCCCUUCGACCGUUUGACCGCUUUCUUGUCUUAUCGUCGUCUGCUGUCUAUGCACACACAUAUCUUGACCGCAUGCUGCACAUUUUGCAUGCCCUCUCCCACCCAACCCUCGGACUAUCUCGUAACAGAUUCGCGGGCCCAUCUUCGUUUGUGUCUGUUUUUUUGAUUUCGAUUUCGUAUUUUCUUUAUUAUUGUUUUUUUCCUCCUGUUCUGUUUGCUCUGAUCAGCUCGGCUCACUGUAUCAGAUAUCACAGUAUCGACUCAGUUUCAAUCCCCUACCCUGCCUUCGUCUUCGUCUCCGUCCUCGGUCCAUGGUUCAAGCUUUUCUUUACCUUCAUCUUUUCGCUCUCGAUAUCUCUGUUCUCUUCCUCUGUUUCUUUCUGUCUUCCUCUAUUUAUAUAUCUCAAGUCCCUUCCGUCCCUUCUGACCACUUCUUUCCCCCCUCCGCUUCGCUCAGAGUCGUCGUCGCUGUCGCUGUCAAUGUGAAUCUUGUCUGCACGUACGUAUGCAUGUAUUCGUUCUGGAAUAUAUGGGUGUGGAUGUGGGUGCAGUGUCGAUUUGUUAUAUAUGUUAUCGGACUUUGGCUUUUCGCUUUUCGCUACUCGUCUCUCGUCUCUCGUACUUUCGAUAUAUAAGUAC